Molecule: messenger RNA, 3400 nt
Organism: Brassica oleracea var. oleracea
Lineage: Eukaryota; Viridiplantae; Streptophyta; Magnoliopsida; Brassicales; Brassicaceae
Product: ABC transporter G family member 24-like
Exons: 13
Coding region: 1-3189 (1062 amino acids)
Molecular function (GO): ATP binding; ABC-type transporter activity; ATP hydrolysis activity
Source: RefSeq, a predicted model, not a curated record
AUGUGUCUUCUUUUAAGGCUCAAGAUGAGUGUAAACCGGCCAUACUGGCUCAAAAAUGCAUCUAACCUCAGACUGGUGAUCUUGGUUCUGUGGUUGGUUUGUUAUGUUGGUUAUGGUCAAUUUGAGGACACACAUGACUUCAACAAUCCGGCUGCUCUUCCCCUCUUUACACAGAUGGUGUACCGUAAGCUCUCCAACAGCACUGCUUCACUUAGCCACGAGCUAGCUACAAGAGCCAAGUUUUGCGUCAAAGACCCGGAUGCUGAUUGGAACAGAGCUUUUAAUUUCUCCACCAACUUGGAUUUCUUGUCUUCUUGCAUUAAGCAAACCCAAGGUGAUAUUGGUAGGCGUAUCUGCACAGCAGCAGAGAUGAAGUUCUAUUUAAAUGCUUUCUUUUUUAAAUCAAGUAACCCUGGUUACUUGCAACAAAAUGGGAACUGCAACUUGACUUCAUGGGUCUCUGGUUGUGAACCUGGUUGGGCCUGCAGCAUCGAUCCAACAGAACAAGUUGAUCUACAAAACUCUACAGAUUUUCCAGAAAGAACAAGAAACUGUAUGUCUUGUUGUGAAGGCUUCUUCUGCCCCAGGGGACUCGCCUGUAUGAUACCUUGUCCUCUUGGUGCCCAUUGCCCUUUAGCUACACUUAAUAAGAGAACAAGCUUAUGCGAACCGUAUACUUAUCAGUUACCAACAGUACGACCAAACCACACUUGUGGAGGUGCAAACGUAUGGGCUGAUAUCAGAAGCAGCGGUGAAGUGUUCUGUUCUGCAGGAUCAUAUUGUCCAACGACCACUCGAAAAGUAGCGUGUGAUAGUGGGAACUACUGUCGUAUGGGGUCUACAUCUGAGAAACCUUGCUUUAAGUUAACUUCUUGCAAUCCCAACACAGCAAAUCAGAACAUGCAUGCAUUUGGGGUUAUGGUUAUUUUUGGUGUGAUUACCAUUCUACUCAUUAUAUACAACUGUUCUGAUCAAAUCCUGACAACGAGGGAGAAGAGGCAGGCUAAAUCAAGAGAAGCAGCUGUGAAGAAAGCUAAAGCUCAUCAGAGAUGGAAAGUUGCUAGAACUGAGAUACGUGCACAAAUAACUCGGACGUUCUCUGAUGUUAAGGAAACUCACAAGAUCUUGGAUCGUGGGUACUCUUCAGAUGUAGGCAUCUCCAAAUAUUCAAGUCCUGAGAGUUCCUCUGCUGUACAAUCUAGCAAUGAGGUCAAGGAUGAUAAAAUCAAGAAAUCAUCUAGCCAAAUCUUGAAGGAUGCAUAUAGUCAGAUCGAGAAGGAGAAAGCCAUGGAACUAGAGAAUAAAGACCUUACCUUCUCAGGAUUAGUUAACAUGGCUACUUACUCUGAGGUGAGGAAGAGGAGGACUCUCAUGGAGCUUUCUUUCAAAAAUUUAACUCUUACAUUGAAAUCUAAUGGUAAGCAUCUGUUGAGAUGUGUGACUGGCACCAUGAAACCAAGUCGUAUCACAGCUGUGAUGGGUCCAUCAGGAGCAGGAAAGACAAGUCUUCUUUCUUCUUUGGCUGGCAAAGCCGUUGGAUGCAGUUUGAGUGGUUUGAUUCUCAUAAAUGGGAAGCAAGAAUCGAUCCAUUCUUAUAAGAAGAUCAUUGGUUUUGUGCCACAAGAUGAUAUUGUCCAUGGAAACUUGACAGUUGAGGAAAACAUUUGGUUCCAUGCUAAAUGCAGGUUACCUGCAGGACAAUCAAAAGGCGAUAAAGUUCUUGUGGUUGAGAGAGUCAUUGACUCUUUGGGGCUACAAGCUGUGAGGAGUUGUUUAGUUGGUACGGUAGAGAAGAGGGGAAUCUCUGGAGGGCAGAGGAAGCGAGUGAAUGUUGGUUUAGAAAUGGUAAUGGAGCCAUCCAUUUUGUUCUUGGACGAGCCUACUUCUGGCUUAGAUAGUGCCUCAUCACAGCUUCUUCUAAAAGCACUCAGACAUGAAGCUCUUGAAGGAGUCAAUGUCUGCAUGGUUGUUCACCAACCAAGUUACGCUUUGUUCAGAAUGUUCCAAGAUCUAGUACUUCUAGCUAAAGGUGGCCUUACUGUUUACCACGGACCAGUCAAGGAGGUCGAGGAAUACUUCUCAGGUCUUGGAAUAAUUGUACCAGAACGUAUCAACCCUCCUGACUAUUACAUAGAUGUUUUGGAAGGAAUUGUGACUGAUUUGAACUCUGAUGUUGGCUACAAAGAGCUUCCUCAAAGGUGGAUGAUUCACAAAGGGUACUCGGUUCCAUUAGAUAUGCAGAACAACAACAGUGCCAAGGACCUUGUAAUGAAUCCAGACGCUGUAAACAAUACGAACUGCAAUGCAGAACAAACAUUUGUCAGAGAGCUGUGGGGAGAUGUGAAUAGUAAUUUCAGAAUGCAUAGUGAUAAGAUAUGGCAUAACUUCUUACAGUCCAGAGAUUUGUCCUGCAGAAGAAACCCUUCUAUCUGGCUACAAUACAAAUACUUCCUUGGAAGGAUAGCUAAGCAGCGAAUGAGAGAAGCUAAGUUACAAGCCACAGACUAUUUGAUUUUAUUGCUAGCUGGUGCUUGUUUAGGAUCACUUAUUAAAGCAAGUGAUGAGAGCUUUGGAGCACCUGGUUAUACCUACACUAUUAUCGCCGUUUCUCUUCUGUGUAAAAUAGCAGCUUUAAGAUCAUUCUCAUUAGACAAGUUACAUUACUGGAGAGAAAGUGCUUCAGGGAUGAGUAGCUUGGCUUGUUUUCUUGCCAAAGAUACAAUAGACUGUUUCAAUACACUUGUCAAGCCAUUGGUUUAUCUCUCCAUGUUCUACUUCUUCACUAACCCGAGAUCGACGUUUUUCGAUAACUAUAUUGUCUUGGUCUGCCUUGUAUAUUGUGUGACUGGUAUUGCAUAUGCAUUGGCCAUCUUCCUCCAACCUGGUUCUGCUCAGCUGGUUUCUGUUCUGCUUCCAGUAGUUCUAACACUUGUCGCAACUCAACCUAAGAAUAGUGAGGCUAUGAAGAUCAUAGCUGAUCUAUGUUAUCCAAAGUGGGCUUUGGAGGCAUUUGUGAUUGGAAAUGCUGAAAAGUACUAUGGAGUAUGGAUGAUCACUCGAUGUGGAUCGCUUAUGAAGAGUGGCUACGACAUUAAUAAGUGGAAUCUAUGUAUAAUGAUAUUGCUUCUCAUUGGGGUGGUCACUCGUAAUAUUGCCUUUGUAGGGAUGCUUAUACUUCAAAAGAAAUGAAGAGAAGGUCUUUACAUAACGGUUGAUAUCUGCUUUUAGUUCUCAGGGCUCUGAGGCUUGGAAGAAGGAGAAGAGUUUAAUGGUUCUGCGUUUGGUUAGUUGGUUACAUUCGAGGACCAAGUUAUAUAUAUAGCUUUCUUAAUUGUGUUAUUUUCAUCUUAGUUCAUUGUCUUAUUAUUAGAGUUACAGACUUUGUUCAGGUGAUCUUUUG